GAUCCAACUCCCCUCCCCGCCGCGGUUGCCAUGGCGGCCACGCUCCUCCGCCGGGCGCUCCAACUCCGGCGCGCCCUCCCCUCCCCUUCCUCCCGCUCUCUCCUCCCCGCCGCCUCCAGUCGCCUCCUCUCCACCACCAACCCCACCCAGCAGAACACCACCGCCAUCCCCAUCGACCUCUCCUCCGACGAGAGCCGCCGCCGCCUCGUCAACAGUUUGAUGUACAGGAGCAAGCAGAGGGGCUUCCUGGAGCUGGACCUGGUGCUCGGCACCUGGGUAGAGCAGCACAUCCGCUCCAUGGACGAGGCCAACAUCCGAUCCCUGCUCCAAGUCCUCGACCUCGAGAACCCAGAUUUGUGGAAAUGGCUUACUGGUCAAGAGCAACCGCCAGAGGCUCUCAAUUCUAAUCCUGUAUUUGUUGCUAUCAAGUCGAAGGUCCUGGAUAACCUGAGCAAGCACUCUUCCCCAGAGACCCGAUCAGCACCUGGUCAACCAUGGGUGAGAGGGUGGGAUGACAAGAGAGGUCUGGAUGGACCUAAGUAUGGAAACCAGUGAUGAGGUGCUUGGAAUAAACUAUGUUUAAGUAAGAUCGUUCUGUUGUCGUCCUUCUGUACGAUGCUUGUGUAAAUAAGGCAAAUCAUGGCUAGAUGCACCAUCCUUGAACGUUGAACGAUUCAGGGAAUUGGGUUUUUA
Molecule: messenger RNA, 693 nt
Organism: Lolium rigidum
Lineage: Eukaryota; Viridiplantae; Streptophyta; Magnoliopsida; Poales; Poaceae
Product: succinate dehydrogenase assembly factor 2, mitochondrial-like
Exons: 4
Coding region: 31-555 (174 amino acids)
Biological process (GO): protein-FAD linkage; mitochondrial electron transport, succinate to ubiquinone; tricarboxylic acid cycle
Cellular component (GO): mitochondrion
Source: RefSeq, a predicted model, not a curated record